UUGUUUACAUUACAACUGAUUCUCAGUUUCUUAUUUGCAAAAAGAAAGUGUCUAAGAAAGUUGUUAUUUGUUAUUAGAGCUCCAAACGUACUUGUUUUUAAAAUUGUAAAUUAAUUGUAAAGCAGUUUAUUUGGUUAUGCUGAAAUCAAAUGGCGCCAGUUCUGUGUAUUUACAUUCAAAGACAUAAAUCACAGUCUUAAAUUUUUACUUUUGUUUUACUAUUGAAAAGAGCUCACAAGAUGUACUAUCUAAACAACGAGACUGCCGCUCUUCCUUCGACGGUUAAUUUUGCACAAAGGGAGGCACACUCAUCUACUUUAGAGCUAAAGACUGUAUCCAUAAAUCCAGAUGACACUUACACUGUUCAGCAGGCGAUCAAUGCCUUCGGUUUCGGUUGGUUUCACGUCAAGUUGUCGCUUCUGGUGGGUCUCUGCUGGAUGUCCGACUCCAUGGAGAUGGCCAUCUUGAGCAUCCUCGGUCCAGCUCUAUUCUGUGAGUGGAAUGUCACAAAACUCCAACAGGCCUCGGUCACAACCAUUGUGUUUUUGGGCAUGAUGCUGAGUUCCAGUUUUUGGACACAACUAAGCAAUAGAUAUGGUCGAAAGUCGGCCCUCACUUUAUUUGGAGUAUUAUUAGUCUUAUAUAGCAUACUAAGUUCAGUGGCUCCCAGUUAUGCCUGGCUUUUAACCCUCAGAGGGCUGGUGGGUUUUGCAAUUGGCUGCGUUCCACAAUCGGUCACCUUAUAUGCGGAGUUUCUGCCCACCAAACACAAGGGAAAGUGCGUGGUGCUAAUGGAUUGUUUCUGGGCCUUGGGAGCUUGCUUCGAAGUUGUUCUAGCCCUAGUUGUCUAUCCUUACUAUGGAUGGCGUGGACUUUUGGCUCUUUCAGCAACGCCUCUAUUAAUUUUUACACUUUUAUCACCGUGGCUUAGUGAAUCAGCACGCUAUUACUCUUACAAUGGGCAUAAUGACAAAGCCAUCAAGGUUUUGGAACAGAUAGCUCAUAAUAACAAAAGACAUAUGCUGAUGGGUCGCUUGAUGGCCGAUGAGGAACCGAGUUCUACGGAGAGUUUCAGAUCGCUACUCAGUUCGAACCUAUAUCGCACCACUAUACUGCUGUGGUUUAUAUGGCUGGCUUCGGCCUUCUGUUACUACGGAUUGGUGCUGGUCACAACCGAGCUUCUGGUGGCCAGAAACAAGGAGAAUAACCCAAAUGAGUGCGUUACCUUUAUGACGUCCGACUUCAUGGAUCUGCUGUGGAUUACGCUGUCGGAAUUUCCGGGCAUACUAAUAACAAUCAAGGUUAUCAAACUAUUUGGCAAGAAGAGAACCAUUGUUCUGCAAUAUCUGGUUCUUGUACUCUGCACUUUGGUGUUGAUGUCGGUUACAAGUCGCUUUUCUACGUCCGUAACGCUUUUCAUUGCCCGUGGAACGAUAUCUGGUAUUUUCCAGGCUAUAUAUGUGUACACUCCGGAAAUAUACCCCGCCGCUUUGAGAUCCGUGGGCGUUUCGGGAUGUUCCGUGUUGGCCAGACUUGGUGCUAUGCUAACCCCCUUUGUGGCCCAAGUUUUGAUGGAUUCAUCCAAGGUUCAAGCUAUGUCCACCUAUGCGUUCGUUGGCUUACUGGCCUCCAUUGCCUGCGCUUUUCUGCCCAGAGAGAAUGUUGGCUAUCAUUAAAUAUUUAUAUAUAAAUUAUUAUUAUUAUUAAAGACUUUAAUCGAAUAGGUUUGCCUAGUUUUAGGCUUCGUCUAAGUUUUUGUA
Molecule: messenger RNA, 1760 nt
Organism: Drosophila elegans
Lineage: Eukaryota; Metazoa; Arthropoda; Insecta; Diptera; Drosophilidae
Product: synaptic vesicle 2-related protein
Exons: 9
Coding region: 240-1676 (478 amino acids)
Biological process (GO): transmembrane transport
Cellular component (GO): membrane
Molecular function (GO): transmembrane transporter activity
Source: RefSeq, a predicted model, not a curated record